AGGGGCUGGAUCAUUGGGGGGAAGUAAGGAGGCUAUGAAGGGCAUGAGGGAGGUACAUACAGGUGCCCCACACCCCAAGUUCAGGUGUGCGCAUGACCCCCACCCACCCGUGGUGGUAACACAACUGCACAUGCUCAAGGAUCAGCCCUUCUUUGAUCCACUUGAGCACCUGCUGUGCCAGGUUCUGGGCACUCCACGGUGAACGUGUCAAACUAGCUCCCUGGCCUCCUGGAGAUUACAGCGUAGUGAAGGAGGCGGUCUCAGAAAAUGGGAUCUACGAGCAGGAGGGGACAGGGGAGCCACAGGGAAAGAGGCGUCCGCUCUGAGGGCUCCGGGAAGAGGGGAGGUUUAUGCUCCGCCCCGUGGAAUGCCUAGGAAUUCACUAAGCAAAGGCGGAAGGAAGCAAGACAGCAAAAUUGCGCUAUAAACUACCACACUCCACAGACAUGCCUGGUAGCCAUGGGCGUGCAUUUAUUUACUCAUCGCCCACUACUAUAUGUCAGGAACCGUGCCAACUAUUAGAAAUAUUGGGACCAGCAAGACAGAAACAGUCCUUGCCCUCAUGGAGUAGAGUCUGGCUGGGGAGAGAAGCAAGAGCAAAUAAACAGGCGAAAUCGUUACUAAUCGUGGCUGUUGCUGUGGAAGAAAUGGGGCUCUGAGAUGGAACGAUGGGGUGGGAGGCUCUUGGAGUCUGACAGGUCGGCUGUGACCUGAAGGAAGAGGAGCAGGGACUUACUGCAGCAGGGAGGAGGCGGGGCACAGGACAGCAGGAGAAGGAUAAGUUUGGCAAGUUCAAGGGACAGAAGAGGCCCCUGGGGCUGGACCAGCGUGAAGGAAGAGGAGGGUGGCGUGGGAUAAGUCUGGGGGAUGGGCGAGUCCCCGCCCCACUCUGAGCCUGUUUCCUCAAGUGUAAGAUGGGAUAGUAGAGUCACUGAGAUUCUUCAAGGAGAUGCUGUGUGCAGAAGGCCUGGCCUGCUCAAGUUCACAUCCUCCCGGCUACCUGUAACAGAACUAACGAUGCCAUGCCUGAGUGUACCAUUGGGCAUGGAUGUGCACCCCCAGAUGCCACCCUAGGGCAUAGCCAAGUGGGUAUUCCAGGAGACCUGUGUCCAGUGUCACUCACCCAAGGACACACACUAAGCUGUGGACACAGUCACCUCAGCGUGUGUUGGCUCCUGUAGGCAUCAAACCCUCUCCCCACCUCUUCCCUGGGCCCCCCAGACAUCCUCAAGUCCGCUCUGAUCGUCUUCGUGAUGGGUGGCCCAGGUUGUGGCAAAGGGACACGGUACAAGAACAUGGCGACCAAAUAUGGCUUUUGCCACGUUGGACUGGGCCAGCUGCUGACCCAAGAGGGCCAAUGCAGGACCCAGUGGGGCUGGGGGGCCUGUGACAUCAUGCUGCAGGGGCUCCUGAUGCCCAUGGUGAAAGCUCACAGGCACAGGGGCAGAGGGAAGGAGGAGGUACCUUCCCUGGAAACCCUGUGGAAGCAGAUAGGCCCAGAAGGUUCUGGCUCCCGGCCUGGCCACAGCUUUGCUGCACUGAGCCUCUGUGUCCUCACCUGGCAUCAUCACAGACCUGAUCAGCAACACCAUGCUGUCGUGCCAAGAGAGCUGGGCCUUCCUCACCGACGGCUUCCCUUGGAAGCUGAAGCAGGCCAAGGAGUUGGAGCGCAUUCCCCUUUGUGGGUGCCUAGGUGGGCCGGGCCCCAGACCUCAUCAUGUUUGAUUGCUCCAUGGAUGCGAUGGUCUGCAGAGUGUGGCAUCGGGGCCAGAAGGAGCACCGGGUUCGUGACUAUCUUGGCAGAAGCAGCUCCAGAAGACAUUCUGCCCAGUGCUGCUCUGUCACUGAAAGGCUGCAGUGACGGGAGGGGCUGGGGGCUCUUGCUUCUCCCCUCAUCCCAGAGGCCACACAGGGCUCAGAAGGGGUGCAGGGCCUGUGAGGCCACGGCCGCACACCAAGCACUGGAACUCGGGCCAUUUCCCUUCACAGCCCAGGUUUCCGCCUGGGGGGACGCUGACAGACUAGGACCCAGCCAGGCUUUUACAACAUCUAUAAAGAACGAACAAACAUCUGCUUCAAAACUCUACAGGGGGAGAGAGGAGAGAAAGAGACGGCACCCAGCAGACACGGGGAGGUUUUGUUAUCAUUUAUUUGUGAAGUUAAAAACGAGCGAUAAAAAGUAA
Felis catus (domestic cat) is the source of this 2183-nucleotide messenger RNA. RefSeq names its product UMP-CMP kinase. Gene Ontology annotation, cellular component: cytoplasm; cytosol. Gene Ontology annotation, molecular function: AMP kinase activity; ATP binding. Bases 1254 to 2183 code for a protein of 309 amino acids. Lineage: Eukaryota; Metazoa; Chordata; Mammalia; Carnivora; Felidae. The record is from RefSeq and is a predicted model, not a curated record. The transcript has 6 exons. Gene Ontology annotation, biological process: nucleoside triphosphate biosynthetic process.